UUAAAAUACAAGCAUAUAAAUCCUAUUAAUACUUAUAACUGAAUCGAGCUUUUCGUAUACUGACGACGGUCAAGAUUAGAUCCGGGAAGAUCUUAGCACUUCUUGUACAUUAGUUUCCUUGUGUCGAUUCGAUCGAUGAUUACGCCCCCACUAUGUUGACACCUUCAGCUCGGGAUGAGUACUCCCUCUCCAAGUUCAUCAAGAUCUUAUCCGGUAUCAGAUCUCCGAAGCAGUUCCAAGCCAUCCAUUCCUUCAUCACCAAGCUCGGAUUCUCUCGCUUUACCGUUCUGGUGAGCGGCUUGAUAGAUCUCGCCCUCAAAUGUGGAUCCUUGGACGACGCGGACAAGCUGUUCGACGAUAUGCCCCACAAGGAUGUCGUCGCGUGGACUUCCAUGAUCAUCGGCCACGCACGCCACGGGCAGUCUGACAAUUCUGUCUCUUUGUUCCGGGCAAUGCUCGCCAGUGGCACGGCACCGAAUUGGUACACUUUCUCUGGCGCUUUGGCUGCUUGUUCCGGCAUCGGAGUUGAGGCCCUGGAUUACGGUAAGCAAAUCCAUGCUCAGGUGCUUAAGUCGAGCUUCCUGGGGCCAGUCGAUCCCGUUGUUUACAAUGGGUUGCUUGACAUGUACUCCAAGUGUCAGUGUCUCUUGUUCGCUCGGAGACUAUUUGGUUCCAUGACAGUCAAAGGCCUUGUUGCUUGGAACUCGAUGAUGUCUGGUUACCUGCGAUGUGGGCAAGCCGAGGAAGCUUUGGAGUUGCUCAUGUUGAUGGUCGCUUAUGGUAUGAGACCCGGUGACUUCACAUAUGCUAUCUGUGUCGACGCGUGCACCGCUCUGGCGUCGAUCAAGCAGGGACUUCAGCUUCAUGCUUCGAUCAUCAAAAGUGGAUUUGAUUCAGACUUGGUUAUCAGAAACGGUUUGGUGGAUAUGUAUGCAAAGUGCGGUUGUAUUGGUUCGGCGAAGCUCGUCUUUGAAAUGAUGCCUUCAAGCGACUCGGUGCUUUGGACCACCAUGAUUUCGGCUUUCGGGAAGUAUGGAUGUGUUGGUGAGGCAAUUAUGAUGUUUGAAAAGAUGGUUGAGCUGAAGAUCGAACGUGAUGGAAUCACGUACCUUGCUGUUUUAUCUGCCUGCAGCCAUGGGGGGCUGGUCGGUGAAGGUUGGCGCUAUUUUCGAUUGAUGUUUGAGGAAGAAGGCGCCGCCAUUGCAGAGUCGGAACAUUAUGGAUGCAUGGUCGAUCUUCUAUGCCGAAGUGGCUGCUUGGAGGAAGCUCUCAGUUUCAUUGAAGGCAUGCCAUUAGAGCCAAGCAUUGCUGUUUGGAGUACAUUGCUUAAUGCUUGUCGGAUAUAUGGUAACACCAAGCUUGGUAAGCUAGCUGCUUGUCGUCUAUUUAAACUGGAUCCAGAAUUCCAGAGCAAUUGGGUUAUUCUCUCCAGCAUACAUGCGGCAGAAAGCGAAUGGGAUAAGACAUGGAAGUUAAGGGCAAGCAUGAAGGGUGAGAAUGUGAAGAAAGAGCCAGGGUGUAGUUGGAUUGAACUCGGUGAUGGUGUACAUGUAUUCCACACGGCAGACAGGUCUCUUCCUCAGGUGCUUGAGAUCCUCCAGACUCUGGAGGCACUGAACAAGGAUUUGAUCAUCCUACAUGUGGAGAGAUGAGUCAUCCUGUGAUGAUAAACUUUAUAGCUACGGAUGAAAGGUCCAGAUUUCUCCCAUCUAUCACAGUUCUUGGAAAAAUAGAAGAAACCAUCUCUUUCUUUUGAUUUCUUCAUCGAUUGGCAUUCUUCGGAGGAUCUUUAAAGUGCGGCAUACGUGAGGGUAAAUUGAAUAAUCCUUUUAGCUCCGUAUCAUAAAUGAUCGACCACUUGCAUUGCAUUUGUGGCUUCUACGCUGAUUACUGAGGUGUAGUGGGAGGUAAAACUAUGUAUAGUAUUAUGCAUCAUGCCUCCAAUAUUAACUCUAUGAUGUGUAACUUUUGAUAGAAAAAUUGUAGUGUAUCUAUCUGGAUCUUCGUUUUAGGAUUAGCCACUCAUUCACAUCAUUUUUUUUCUGUCACAUUGAUUGAUUGGUUAUUUGUCAUGUCCAAAGUUAAAGAGGGUGAUGAAGAAUUUCAUCCA
This is a messenger RNA of Musa acuminata AAA Group (dessert banana), 2110 nucleotides long. RefSeq names its product putative pentatricopeptide repeat-containing protein At1g68930. The transcript has a single exon. Bases 153 to 1652 code for a protein of 499 amino acids. NCBI's taxonomy places the organism in Eukaryota, Viridiplantae, Streptophyta, Magnoliopsida, Zingiberales, Musaceae. Gene Ontology annotation, biological process: RNA modification. The record is from RefSeq and is a predicted model, not a curated record. Gene Ontology annotation, cellular component: intracellular membrane-bounded organelle. Gene Ontology annotation, molecular function: protein binding; RNA binding.